AUGCAGUACUCUGUGUGCAAGCUGCGUACCCACCAGUGGUGUUUCCUCUUCUUCAACGUGCUACUCUUCCAUGCCUUAUUGUUUGGGGCUGACUUUGUUGAGGAGUACCUCCUGCAGCCUACACCUGGGAUCUACACUGAUAGCUCUGUUAUUGAUGUAAGGGAGAGAGCAAGGAAACUAGACCUGAGCAGUGUGAGAGAGAAUGUGUCCCAGGCCUACCCCAUCACUAACCCUAAUGCUUGCAGAAACUCGGACCUCUUCAUCCUCACUCUGGUGUUCAGCUCCCCAUCUAAUGUCACCCAAAGAGAUGCAGUCAGGAGGACAUGGGCCAACCAGACCCUCAUCCAAGGCUUCCCAGUGCGUUUCCUGUUCUUUUUAGGAUCAACUCAGACUUCUGCUGCACAAGAGGUCCUCAUGAGAGAGUCUGCCCACUACGGGGACAUGGUCCAGGGUUACACUGUGGCUGACACGUCUCUCCACAGCUCAACAGAAAGGACAGUGCUGGCUCUCCGCUGGGUGAUUGCCUUCUGUCCUCUGGCACGUUUUCUUCUGCUGACCAAGGACUCCGUAUUUGUAAACCUCCCUGCCAUUGGAGGCUACCUGCUUGGGCUGCACAGGCACCCUGAAGACUUUUAUCUAGGUAGGGUCAUCCAGAAAGACCCCCCUGAUCGGGACCCCAAUAGCCCUGGCUACCUCCCCCGAGCUCUCUACCCAGACAAGUACCUUUCUGAAUACUGUGAUGGGGCAGCCUAUGUUCUAUCUCAGGAUGUGGUUCGAAAAGUGUAUAUAGCAUCUGCAGUGGUCCAUGCACCAGUGCCACCUGAUGUUUUUGUGGGUCUUUGUGCUCACAAGGCUGGUGUGGCACCGACCCACAGUGCCAGAUUCUCAGGAGAUAAACAUAUCAGCUACAAUGUCUGCUGUUCCCGCUACCUUUUCAGCUCAGCAGGACAUGAAACAAUGUGGGCAGACCUGGGACAAAAGGGUGGAAAAUGUUCCCUUUUAGAGACCUACACUGGUCUGGUGAAAUGCAAGGCUCUGACAUACCUGGAUAAACUGCCCUUCUUCAGAUCCCAGGGGCAAAUCAGCGAAUAA
Molecule: messenger RNA, 1092 nt
Organism: Monopterus albus (swamp eel)
Lineage: Eukaryota; Metazoa; Chordata; Actinopteri; Synbranchiformes; Synbranchidae
Gene: b3galt9
Product: beta-1,3-galactosyltransferase 9
Exons: 2
Coding region: 1-1092 (363 amino acids)
Biological process (GO): protein O-linked glycosylation
Cellular component (GO): Golgi membrane
Molecular function (GO): hexosyltransferase activity
Source: RefSeq, a predicted model, not a curated record